AAUAGAAACGGAGGCGGUGCGUUCAUAUCCCCAUUCCGCGUUGUUCACGUUUUAUUUGACAGUAGCCUGUGAAUUCCGAUGUAUAUGUGCCACUAGACUGUUCCAGUUUGAGAAUGCGCCUAAAUACGCUUUUCCAAAUGGUCAAAUUUGGGCUUUUAAAGUCAUGAAAAUCAGGGUCGGCUCUACCCUUUUGGGGAACCUAAGCGAGUCCCCCUCUUCAACCAAGCGGGCAAUUUUGACGGCCCAGAGAAAAUAUUGCACUUUUAUAAAAAAUUUAAAAAAAUAAAUCCCAAAUCAAGCACUGGUUAAUUAACAUUCGUUAUGGCCCAAUGUGAUGUGUUAGGAUAUAACUUCCAUUCGCGCUGUUCACCAACGUUUAGGAAACGUUUCGAUGUUGAAUGCGGCUCCGCAAAUCCUCCGAACAAAACUUCCGCCUUCAAGCAGUCGAUUCGUGCCAAACACAGACAUGCCUGCAAAAAUAAACUGAUUGACUCUUGAGGGCUCUCAACAAAGCCUCUCCUGUGACUACGUUUAAAGUCAAAUUAGGUCAAAUUUGUAGCAACAAAACGCAAAGAAAACAACAACAACAACGGGAAAACAGCAAAAAUGUAAGCUUGAAAGAGGGACGAACCCAAAAGGAUAGAGGAGGGCGGACGACCGACCAACCAACCAACCAAUCAACCGGCCGCACAAAAUACCAAAAACAGCCGUAUCCAAGAUGAGGCGAGCCAGCCGAGGAGGGGAUGAAUCUGGUACCGGUGCUCCCCGUCAGAACGGUGUGUCUGGGGCGAGAGGCGGCGCCAGAGCAGCGGCUGCGGAUCGGGGGGAUACGGUAGCCGCCGGCGCCGGCGACGAUGAUGAGGCGGCGUGCAGCCCAGCAGACAUGCAGGAUGAGGACAAUGAUCCGGCGCGGAGGAGAGAGAUCAGGAGCAAGUACAGGGACCUCAUCAACUCAGUUCAACAGAACAGAGAGGACAUGUUGAGUCCCACCAACAACAAACUGACAGAUGUGUUGGAGGAGGCCAACAAACUGUUUGCAGAAGUCCGUCAGGCCCGUGAAGCGGCUUUAGACGCCCAGCUCCUGGUGCUGGCUACAGACCUGGGGAAGGAGAAGGCCAGCCAGCUACACGCAGAGGGAUCAGCCUUCGACCCCGCAGCCUUUGCUGAACACCUGCUGUCAUUCAUGGGUCUGAAUCGCCUGGAGGAGGAAGAUGUGGAGGGUGGAGCGAGCGGCGGGUACCUCCCCCAGGACGCCUGGCAGAGGGUAGCUAACAGAGCUCAGCGCUGCUUCAGGACUGCCCCCUCUUUCCACUAUAUGAUGGGAUCGUUCCUGGCUGAGCUACCGCCGCCUCGCCAGAGGGUAGAGAGACAGAGGAAAGUUCCUGGGAUGGAGGUCAAGAGGAUCAUGCCCACUCAGUUGAAGAGGAUGGAGGAGUCUCACCAGGAAGCUACAGAGAAGGAGGUAGAGAGGAUUCUGGGAUACCUGCGGAGCUACUUCUUUGACGACCCCACAUCUCCCAUCUCCUACUAUGAGUUUGUCAUAGACCCCACCUCCUUCUCCCGCUCUGUGGAGAACAUCUUCCACACCUCCUUCCUGGUCAGGGAUGGUUUGGCGAAAAUGUACCUGGAUAAUCACAAACUUCCUUGUAUCGCCCCUGUGGAGGAAGGGGAGGUGGAGGCUGGAGGAGCGUCUAACAGGCAGCAGUGUGUCAUCUCUAUCAGCCCCAAGAGCUGGAAGGAGUUAAUUGAGGCCUUUGAUAUCACCGAGCCACUGAUCCAUGCUCCCAGCACACAGCACACAGAAUGAUGCUGAUAUAACAGCUAUUUCCUUUUAAAACAUUAGAGAAUUUUAUCGACUUUAACUUUAGCUAUAAAUAUUAGUUUUCUAUUCAUAGGUCUUGUUCGCGGUUUUUUGUAUUAUUUGAUUAAAGAGAGUGAACCCAA
Molecule: messenger RNA, 1944 nt
Organism: Oncorhynchus keta (chum salmon)
Lineage: Eukaryota; Metazoa; Chordata; Actinopteri; Salmoniformes; Salmonidae
Gene: nsmce4a
Product: NSE4 homolog A, SMC5-SMC6 complex component
Exons: 12
Coding region: 719-1807 (362 amino acids)
Biological process (GO): DNA repair
Cellular component (GO): Smc5-Smc6 complex; nucleus
Source: RefSeq, a predicted model, not a curated record